GGUUCGCGGAGGAAAGAUGGCGACAUAUUUAAAAAGAUCUUCAAAGCUACUUGAGCGACUGGCUGCCGUCAACUCGGGUCGCACAAACAACAGUAACACUAGCAGCACCCGAAACAAUAAUCGUAUAUCCAUAGAACCGUUGCUGCGCGACGUUAUUUGCCCGGUGUGUCGUACGAUUUUACGUGAGCCGGUUACGCUACCUUGUGCUCAUAACCUCUGUCUGCGCUGCCUUCGCGGCACAGUUGAGUAUAAUAGUCUCAGCUGCCCGCUUUGCAGACAGAGGGUUGGUUCUUGGCUACGUAACGCUACUAAAACCGAAAGCCUAGUCAAUAUUGAACUCUGGCAUCUGAUUAGACGAAGAUUUCCUGACGAGCUUGAAUUAGCUGUUGGCGAAAGCAGCGGUGACGGUGCCGUUGGUAUAGACCUCGAUCUUCAUUCUGAAUUUAAUACAAAAAAGAUAAUCAGUGCAGCUGGUGAGAUUAGAAGAGAAUAUGAAGUUCAACUUCAAAUGGCCAAAGAAGAAACAUGGCGACAGCAAGAAAAAGAAAGACUAGCAAGUGAGACUUUUAUACAAAAAAUUCAAGAAGAGGAAGAGCAGCAUAAAUUGAUGCAAUUGGCACAGGAUCAGUUAUUAGCUAAAACAUUAGCAAAACAAGAAGUUCUCAAGAAUUCAAAUACCAAACAUAAUUGUUCUAAUAAGUCUACAAUAUUAAAUUCUUAUAAAUCAAAAUCUGAUGUUAAUCAAUCAAAAUCUAUAGUUAAUCAGAAAAUGUCAGUUAAGACAAAGGAAACUAUUGAUAAAAGAAAACAAAAUUUGAUUCUAAUAUCUAAAAUUAGAUCUGAAAGGUAUGCAUGUAGUGUAAAGUGCAAUUCAACAAAUGCAUAUAAAGAUUCUUCAGAGACAUUCAGUUCUCAUAAACCAGUGCCAAUUUAUAAUGCUGUUACUAGAAUUGUAACUCAUCAAAGUAGAGUUAGUCAAUCUAACAAUUCUACCUGUUCAUAUGUUAUGGGAGAUUUCAUUGGUUCCACUUCUAAAAUAUAUGGAUUACAGAAUAAAGAAGAACUACAUGUACCCAAAGAUAUUCUUAGUAAUAAGAAGAAAAAAUUGGGUGUAGAAAUUUGUAUUGGAACAAUUGAGGGUGAAGAGAGGAUUGGAAGUGCUGAAAGUGCUGGUAGUCAUGAUAGUAUAAAUCAGGAAAUUCAUCACUUUAAACCAAUCAAAGCUUUGCCUCGUACCCCAUUAAGAAUAACAUUGGAUGGAAGACAAAUCGAUCCAAAACUCAUUAGGGUAUUGCCUGUUUUGAAACAAGUAUCUAAUGUUAUACCAAAACCUCCUACACCAACACAUUUAAAAAAAAUAUUUGGAUGUUCUUGGAGUGCUUUUAAAAGAAUAUCAAGGCAACAACAAACGUUAUUGAAAGAUGUAUCUAGUAUCUAUCAACAAGAAACACAAAAGACUGAAAUAAAAUCAGAGCAAUUGCAAAUCAUCAAAUCAAACAAAUCUCUGCAAGAAAUCGAUAUGCAUAACACACCCAUGAAUUUUGAUAAAAAUAAAAAUUAUACUAAAAACGUUACACAAAUAAUAAAUGGUGCUAAGUUUAAUAAAAAACUAAACUUAGAUUGUAAAGAACCAAAUGACAGUAUUUCAGUAAAAAGGAGCAAGGAAGGUAAGCUUAAAAAUGGGUUACUUCGUAAAAAUAAGAAGAGCAUCAAUAAAACUAUUGAGAUCGUAGAAAUUGAAGAUAAUAAGCAGAAUUCGCAACACAUAUACACUUCAGAUCCUUUGAAAAUUAUAUCCAAAUUUAAAACUAAACCAUUGAGUCCAGUGCUAGAAAUAGCUAUGGAAAAUAUUGCUGAGAGAAUUAAAAAAAGAAAGAUUACUAGAACAAGUAAUAAUACUGAAAACGUCCAAAGUCCAUUUAACUUGAUGACAACUGAUGAGCAGUUAAUAAAACUUAAAAGUAAAAAAUCCCAUACAAAAAGUCUUAAGUCAAAAAUAAUGGAAAUGAAUAUGACCAUAAAGAUGAAGCCAAAAACUAAGACGAAAAUGCGGACAGUGACAACAGUAACGAGUCAGAUUAAAAGGUUAACGGCGAAAUCCAUAAAGCGUCGUAAAUACACUGAGGAUUCAGAGGAGGAAGCAAAUGAGGUUGAACGGGAAGAGGAGGAAGAUAAUGAGGUUGAGCGAGAGGAGGAGGAAAAUGAAGAAGAAAAUAUUAUUUUGGAUGGAAUACAGAAACAAAAACAAAUGAAUAUGAAUGAGAAAGUGGAGCUCAACAGAUUCAAUGUAAAUUGUUCAUAUUUGACGUCUUCAAAAAAUUAUUGUAAAAAUAGUAAACAGAAGAAAAUAAAAAAAUCAAUUUCAACUGCAGCAGCUACUACAAUGACUAUAGUUGCUAAAACUUCCCCGAAUUCUAACGAUGACGAAGAAAAGGAGAUCAUUAAGGAACAACAGCGGCUUGAGCAAUUAGCAGUACAGGAGCGUGAAGAUCGCGAACUUGCCUUUAAAUUACAAGCCCGUUUCAAUGCUAUGGAACGAAUUGCUGGAAGGACAAGGCGUGGAGCUGCUCGUAUACCCAAUCCUUUACUAAAUUAGUAGAUCGAGUGUAUUUUAAUCAAUAUUUUUAAGAUACUCAUAAGUAUCAAAAAAGGUUGCAAAUGGCAAUUUUGUUCACUCUUAACUGAUUAAAAGAUAAUUUUUAUUAUUAAGAAAAAUUAUUAAGAAGCAAGUGGUUACAAUAGAUUCCAAUAACAGAUUUA
This is a messenger RNA of Ceratosolen solmsi marchali, 2760 nucleotides long. RefSeq lists its product as uncharacterized. Gene Ontology annotation, cellular component: nucleus; site of double-strand break. The coding region runs from base 17 to 2596 and encodes 859 amino acids. The record is from RefSeq and is a predicted model, not a curated record. NCBI's taxonomy places the organism in Eukaryota, Metazoa, Arthropoda, Insecta, Hymenoptera, Agaonidae. Gene Ontology annotation, biological process: double-strand break repair. Gene Ontology annotation, molecular function: nucleosome binding; ubiquitin-protein transferase activity. The transcript has 6 exons.